This is a messenger RNA of Meriones unguiculatus (Mongolian gerbil), 3240 nucleotides long. It is a transcript of the gene Sertad4, whose product is annotated as SERTA domain containing 4. NCBI's taxonomy places the organism in Eukaryota, Metazoa, Chordata, Mammalia, Rodentia, Muridae. The transcript has 4 exons. Gene Ontology annotation, cellular component: nucleus. The coding region runs from base 320 to 1396 and encodes 358 amino acids. The record is from RefSeq and is a predicted model, not a curated record.
GGCGCCCCGCGAGCUGGCGGAGCGGAGGGAGGCGGGGAGCGCGCUCGUCAGGUUCCCCGCCGCCCCGGGGGCGCCCAGCAGAGCCCGGCUCGGAAAUCCGCGGGGAAAUGGCACUCGGGACUGACGGGCUCGUCGCGCCGCUCGCCAGACACGGCGGCUCGUUUCCGUAACCGUCUGCGGCGGCGGCGGCGGCGGCGGGACCCGCGGGGACCUCGGCCGCCGCGCACCGGCCACGCCGACAGGGCCCGGGAGGCGCGCGGGCAGCGGCGGCCGCUGAGGACGGCGGCGGCCGGAGCGCGGGGAUCCAAGGCUGUCAGAGAUGACGCUGGUUCUGUCCAUGAAUAGAUUCUGCGAGCCCAUUGUCUCAGAAGGAGCUGCUGAAAUUGCCGGGUACCAAACGCUAUGGGAGGCUGACAGCUACAGAGGAUCGAGUCCCCCAGGACCAGCACAGGGUCCUUCCCAGGGAGACCGGGGAGCCAGCCCACAACCGGCAGGGUCACAUUACAGGGGAAUUCCGAGUCCUGUAAGCACAUCCAACAUCACACACUUCAAGAGGAAGUACACGGAGGAGGAGGACACUCACCCACCACUCAGCAGCUGCAGCCAUAAAACCAUCUCCAUUUUUGAGGAGCGGGCGCACAUCCUUUACAUGUCCUUGGAGAAACUCAGGUUCAUAGAUGACCCGGAAGUGUACCUGCGGAGGUCCGUCCUCAUCAACAACCUGAUGAAGAGGAUCCAUGGCGAGAUCCUCGUGCAGAACAGCUGGUGCCUCCCCGCCUGCUCCCUCGGCGGGGCCACUGCCCAAGAGUGGUUCCUGGCUCAAGACUGUCCCUACCGAAAGCGGCCCCGGGUAGCCAAAGAAGAGUGGGAAAAGUUCCACACUUGCUGCCUGUACCAAGAGUGUGGCGGUCACUGCCUGAAUCUACCCCUUUCUGCCAGUGCUGGUGUUGGAAGUGCUUCAGCUGCUGCUGUGGCCACAUCUGCCUCCUCUCUGUCCUCCCCCUCCCCCUCCUCCUCCUCUCCCUCCUCCCCUCUGCCCUUGCCUAGCUGCUCCCACCACGUGGACUUCGAUAUAGGCAGUGCACCUAUUUACAAGAGCCAGAUACCUGCCAAUGAAAUCUUUGUCACUAACAUUAGGUCGCUCGGUGCCCAGGAAAAGGCCAAAUUCAACAGCGAUGGGAAAGUACGUCAGGAGGCCAGCAGAGAUGGCGAAGCCCUUAGCCAGGAACCUGUGGGAAAUGACCUUGAUUUUGAGGGCAAAGGCCAGUUUUACGAUUAUUUUGAGACUGGAUAUAAUGAGAAAAACCAUGCGAAUGAGUCUUGGAAAAAGUCUCUGAGGAAAAAGGAGCUUUCCCCCAGCAACAAACUGUGCUGCAGCCGAGGGAGUAAGAUGUGACAAGCCUCCUGGGGCCCACGGAAGCACGCAUAGCACAAGCGGUUCCUAUUUUGAAUGGAUUUUGUAGUUUUGUACGGCUGAUAAGACUCUGCAGCGAACGCCAUGCUGUCUCGGCCUGGAGAGCAGACGGCACACACAUCGGUGCAGUCGGCAGCCACACGCCGCUCAGUGACGAGAUUGCCAAGGAAAGCCAACUCCGUGUUUAAAACUAUAUCUCAGUUUUGUUUUGUUUUUUAAACCGGUAGAUUAGACAGCAGACAACAUGCCCUUGUUCUAUUCCCACUGCCCCUCCGAGGAGCCUGCUGCUAGCCACGGCGGACACGUCUGCCAGUUAAUGAGUUACUCUGUAAACAAAUCAAUACACGCAGCAGAGGUGUCUGCUUCAGUAGGGUAACGGUAUUUUUUCUUCCUGAGUAAAAGACUGAAGAUAGCACGCCACAGGAAAUGGUGUCAUGAGCUGGGACAUGCUGUGUUGGAUAGGUUGGGAGGAGACGAACCCCCCCCCCCCCGGCAGGACGCAGUCUGGGGUCUGUGGAGACUUCCCGAAAGCUCCUGGCUUGCCUGUGGUGGACAGCGGGUGGCUGGAGGUGUUGUCUUCCAUGGGGUGUUAGGGAGGUGGCUUGCAGGGCCAUCUUGGUGAGGGGUGUUAGGGAGGUGGCAUGCAGGGCCAUCUUGGUGAGGGGUGUUAGGGAGGUGGCUUGCAGGGCCAUCUUGGUGAGGGGUGUUAGGGAGGUGGCUUGCAGGGCCAUCUUGGUGAGGGGUGUUAGGGAGGUGGCUUGCAGGGCCAUCUUGGGUGCCUUACUUGAUCUUAAUUUUUACGGAUGUGAAAAUUAAGGCUAAAUCAGAGUUACAGCAGGGAUUUAACAAACAGGAAAAAACACAGGGUGGUUCCAUGCGACUUGGAAGCUUCACUUUGAACUGUGUGUUCAGCUUUUGAUUCACCAUCCUUUUUCCUUUGUUUUUGACGCCCAGUGGCUGUGGGUCUGAUAUUUUGAGUAGAGAUGGAGGAGAUAGUAGCAAGGCCAUUAGGAACGGGGAAGGUUCUUGGGCUUUGCCAUGGCGGCGAGCUGGGCCCGGGCUUUGCCGUGGCGGCGAGCUGGGCCCGGGCUUCCCGGCUUUGGGCUGUUUUGUUUUCUUGUCCAGUGAUGUUCACGGCCGUGGCAUGCGUUAUACUUUGACCUGUUUUGCAUCAUUUCCUGCGUUUAGACUCUUAAGAGCAUGUGGUUUCUAUAUGACUUCGCUGUUGAUGGAGAAGCACAAUGUUAAUAGAUGACGUGGUGAUAAUACGUUUUACCUUAAAGAAUGUAAAGGUUGUAGGUUGCGGGACGCGAUUUUGGAGAAAUGGGACUCGUCUUCGUUACUGGGUAUUUGGCCAACACCCCCUCAACAAUACCUUGAUUGCACAUUGCUGGGGGGCCACAGUGGUGCUCUGGCCAGGCCCCAGCUCUCCCUCAUGAAAUGCUUCCCACCUCCACGGCCAAGGUUGGUUAGGUGACUUGGGUCGUUUAAAACAAUUCUUCACAGGAACCAAAUGCCAAGUGGAGGAAAUAGGUAAGUUCUCCCGCUUUCUCCAAGAUGAAGCCUUUUUAACUAUUGCUAUUAAUAUGAAAUAGGUCUCAUUCAUACAGUGUAUGAGGAGAUCAUUGGGGCAAUUGUCCGCAAGGACCAAUUUUUAAAACAUGUUCCUGUGUAUGGCUCAAUAGUUAGUGAUGUUUUGUCCUUUAUUUUCAAUAUUCGAUGAACAUUUUGGUGUUGAAAAUUUAGGUGAUAGGCGCUUGUACAUGACUGUGUUGUAAUAAAGUGAGGUUUUCUUGAUAUAUAUUUAUUAAAAUCAUCAAAAUUCA